Molecule: messenger RNA, 4724 nt
Organism: Eriocheir sinensis (Chinese mitten crab)
Lineage: Eukaryota; Metazoa; Arthropoda; Malacostraca; Decapoda; Varunidae
Product: arp2/3 complex-activating protein rickA-like
Exons: 3
Coding region: 469-1938 (489 amino acids)
Cellular component (GO): nucleus
Molecular function (GO): DNA binding
Source: RefSeq, a predicted model, not a curated record
CCACUCUUGUCCUUCUGUGCCUCACCUUCCAUCUAAUAUAACGAACACAAUAUGAUAUAUAUGGAAAUGCUAAUGAUUGAAAAUAGCCAACUUUCAUCUCAUAUAAUAAACAAAGUGUGUUUUACUGUAGAAGCUCAUUAAGUGCAACAUUUUUUUAGCGUAAAGCUGUUUUUUGUGUAAAAUUUCAUCCCGCUAUUGAUGUACUCAACCCUCGAUUUGCCGGACCUCCAUUUGCCGGAUUUCGGAUUUGCCGGACAAGAGUCCGUGGGGUAAAAAAAAAAAAAAAAAAAAAAAAAGUCCGGGACAAGUCGAUUUCAAACUACCGCGCCAGACAAAGUUCGCAAAUCGGGCACUAGAUGGCAGCGCGGGCGGACAUACACGUCUAGUACUGGACUGUACACAAGUCUGCCGCGUCACACGAGUGUUGUGCUUACGUGCUUGUCGUGGAUACACCUCUUCUUCACAACGAUGCCACCCAAAAACCCACCAAAGAAAGUAACCAAGCGUACAGCUAAACCUGUGCACCUUUCUGUGUCGCAAAAACUGGAACUUUUACGUAAAAUAGAUGGAGGAAUGAGUGUUGCCCAAGUCUGCGAGCUGUAUGGGGUGAAAAAACAGACAGUUUCGGACAUAAAAAAAGCUAGAGGAAAGUUAGAAAAUUAUGCAGUUAAAUUUGCUGUGUCGGGAAAGGGUGAUGCAACUAGAAAGCAUAUGAAAGACCCGAAAUGUGUUGAACUUGAUUUGGCAGUGUACAAGUGGUAUACCCAGGAGCGUGCAUGUGGGGUGGAAGUGAGGGGAGUGGAGUUGGCCGCUAGUGCUGCUAAGCUUGCUGCCCACAUGGGUAUUGAGUUCAAGGCCAGUGAUGGGUGGCUCUGGCGCUUCCGCAGGCGCCAUGGCAUCCGCAAUCUGGCUGUGACAGAUGAGGCUGAAAGUGCCGAUGCUGAAAUGAUUGAACCUUUCCGUGAUGAUCCGUAUAUAGCAAAAAAGAUAUACUUGCAAGAUAAGAAGAAUAAGAAUUCUGCAGAAAUAGGACUCCAAAACCAUCAUGGCAGUCACACCCCAACCCAGCUCAGCCGCCCUGACAGUCAGCAGCAAGGGAAGGGGACCCAGAAGCCGGGACGAGGGUCAAAGUCAAGAAAAAAACCCACCACAUGCCAAGUCCUACCGCUUACCAAUCCAUUUGACAGCGAUGCUCCAUCAGACUGUGAGAUGGAGGAGGAUGCACCACCACCAAACCCCCCUCCAGCAGAACAACUUGCCCCCACACCAGAGCCUCCAGUUUGUACCCCACCCGAAACAAGACCCCCUUCGGCAACGCUCUCUACCACGUCGACAGCCGGUUCAAUGCUGCCACCUGAGGUCCCGGCUUCCCCUGCACCACCAUCACUGGACGGACAGGAAGAGGCUUUACCAUCACUGGACGGAGAGGAGGAGGCUUUACUAUUACUGGACGGACAGGAAGAUGCUCAACCAUCAUUGGACGGACAGGAAGAUCUGCGACCUACUUCACCAGAGGAUGUGUUGUCUGUGCCCCCUAGUGAGUCAUCACCGCCGCCACAGCAACCACCAAAACGCAAGCGCUCUGAUAACGCUUCAGUGCCAGAGCAGCGGUCCGAGGACGUAAUGGACCUUAAGUAUAAGGAACACGAGUUGGACAUGGAAAUUAAGAGGACGGAGCAGGAAUGUGCUAUCAUGGAAAAGGAGCUGAAACAAUUAAAUUUGGAAAUGGUUAAAAUGGAUUCCGAAGUAAAGAGAGUGGAACUAAAGGUAUUAAAUUUAUCAUUGAAGAAUAAAGAAAUACAAACUCAGACUUUUCAAAAUGAAUUACAGAACUCCAAAAAGAUGUCUCGUGUCCUUGACGUGUGGGAAAAUACGGCGGUAACUGUGCAGACUGCUGCUAGCGGGAUAAUAGACUAUUUGAAUCAUUUAAAAUCUUGACCAGUUCUAUAAAUGUACUAUAUCUAAUUCUAUUGUUAUUGUUAUUAUUUGGGCACCUACAGUGUGUGUGUAGGUGUGUGCGUUUCCCUAUUGUGGUCACCUGUAUGUAGUUUGUCUUAGGUAUUUUUUCACUUUCUGAAGCACACAUGAGAUAUUGAUCUGCUUAGGAGAAUAAAUCCUUCCCCAAUAAACCCGGGGUUCGAAUCUGGAGACAGGAGGAAGACACUAUCAUGGAGCCAAAGGGGCCCCCGUGACUGAAGGCUUUUAGGAGUCUUUACCCACAUCUUAAGUCAUUACAAGUGUACAAGAUUUGAGUUAGCUUUGUGUUGUCCUGUCUCCAGAUCUUCUGUUAUCCAGCUCAGUCUUAGUCCUGUAUGUUCCUUGCUUGUGCCAUCUUCACAUCCAGUUCACUCAAAGCAUCUGUAUUUCUAUAUGAGAAACUAAAUUUCUUGACAUUAUUUCUGUAAGGACACCUGUGAUUGAUUGUUGGCAGGCAGGUUGUCUGACAUCUCCAAGGCCCAACACACUGAUAUAGCACUGAUAGGCUUUCUUGAUGGGGUUUACUGGACGGCCUCAGCCUGUAAUUGUGUAGGCAAGUGUUUUAUAGUGGUACACUCGGACGCAAUGAUAUUGUAAUCUCCAGAUUGGGCAAGGAAGUUAGCCCGCUUCGGACCACUCCACCACUCCACCAAUAGCUUUUUAUUCCAUGCUGAUUUUUUCCUAAAAUUAUUAAGCUACUGUAAGAAGAAACAAUGCCACCUGACAAAGGAAAUUCUCCUGAGGAUGAUGGUAGCCACAGAUUUUGGGUAAGCUAGAAAGGAAGGGAGGCAAGCAAGCUUUUAUACAAAACUGUAGGUGAUGGACAAGUGGCUUUGUAGUGUAAAAGCACAUAUAGCCUAAUGUUACAAUUUAAUAAGUUUGUAUUAAAGCUUUCUUACCUUCCUUCCUUUCUAACCUACCCAAAAUCUGUUGAUACCAUCAUCCUCAGGAGAAUUUUCUUUGUCAGGUGGCAUAGUUUGUUUCUACAGUAGCUUAAUAAUUCUAGGAAAAAACUGGCAUGGAAUAAAAAGUUAUUGAUUGAGUGAUGGGGGUGGAGGGGGGUGUCUGAAGUGGGCUAACUUCCUUGCCCAACCUGGAGGUUACACUAUUAUUGUGUCUGAGUGUACCAUCAUGCAUGGCUCAUGCUGGGUUGAUAGGGUCUUCAGGACAGCAUGACGGUAGUCUAGGCAUACCUCCAUUAUCUGCUCAUUCUUUUCACAAGUAGCCCAUCACUGCUUUUUAUCUUGCAAGCGUCACUCUUUCUUCCCCCGUAUCUGUUGAUUUCCUUCAUUAGGAUCUUUUUGUUCUCCAGAUAUUUUGGUGAUAUCUCACUACCCAAGUCCUCAUCUACUCCCUCUUAACUUUCCUCAACCUGUCUUUUCACCAGUCCCUUAUUCUCUACUGUGUUCAUCAUCAUCUCAUUAAUGCCUGCUCCUAGGGGCUCCCACCAGGGGAUGGCCAUGGCAGAAGAGUUUCCAUUCUACCAUUUCGUAACCAAUGAGGUUCAUCUACUGUGUUGUCUCACUUAUUUUGGAGAGAAUAGGAGUCAAAGGGCUUCUUUUAUUCUAUAGGAACCUGUUCUGGGCAAAAUUACCAUCACUCUCCCCUUAACCCCUGCAAACUGUGCUCAUUUAUGGAAUCUUGGGUGAGAAAAUAGUUCAGAUAUUAGUAUUUAUUGUAGUAUUUUUGUUUUAGAUGAAACAGUACAUUCUGUUCAUGCAUGUGACGAAGACAUUGAGAUCUCGAAAAAUUUUACAUAUACUACUUUGGUAGCGUAGUUCAGAACAACGGUGGGUCCCGCCUGGAAGUCUAAUGGCGGAUUGGCCUCAGUUAUGGACUCACUCAGCACAAGUAUAUGGCGUUGUCGAUACCUGUGUAGAAGUACAAAGAUUCGGAUCUUCAAGUCGCUAGGGACUUGGAGAGACAGAUUGAUGCCUUUGGUAAUAAGUGUCCACAGAAUCAUGGGAAAUUGCUGGAAUGACGUGUGUGUCAAACCAGCAACUACUUUGUGAGACUGAUUCGACAUGUAUCAUCUGCAUAGUCUGUCAAUAACAAUUCAGGCUGUACAGGCAUGUGGGAUGCUACUCAGAAGCAACCCUGCUCACUGGGUUGUCUGCAAGGUGCAAUCUAAGAGGGCCCCCUGGGCUUGGCGUUGUAGGGUGGACGAGGCGACGUUCCCCCUGGUGUACGGCCCCAUUGAUUGAUUGAUUGAUUUUUGUGUCCCCUUAGUUGUUUGUGGCUUGCCUUGCUUCUAAAGUGUGUAAGUAUAUUGUUAUUUAUUGGAUUUUUUUUUUCAGUUUAUUUGGUUGUUUUUGGAGAGAGAGAGAGAGAGAGAGAGAGAGAGAGAGAGAGAGAGAGAGAGAGAGAGAGAGAGAGAGAGAGAGAGAGAGAGAGAGAGAGAGAGAGAGAGAGAGAGAGAGAGAGAGAGAGAGAGAGAGAGAGAGAGAGAGAGAGAGAGAGAGAGAGAGAGAGAGAGAUUCAGUACUAUGCAGAAACAUAUAAUUUUAACAUUUUAGCAUUGUCUGUCAUGUGUGUAAGGAUUAUUAUAACUUAGCUUCAUGACUUCAUUAUUACAUACCUGCCAUACACAUUUGAGUCAUCAUAUCUCCCUUUUUUAUGUAUGUAUGUGUGUUAACUUGUUGCUUGCAUCUUUUAUAUACCUGAAUUGUCUUGCCUUUUUUGUGUGUAAGGGUGUAAUAAUUUGUUUACAUAUUUUUACUUGUGGAAAUAAAUAAUAUUGACACUUC